AUGUCGGAGCAAUCUCUAGAUGAAUUAAUCAAGGGGAUCACUCAGUCCCUCUCCCAAACACAGGAUGCCCUUAACUCCACGCUGACCAGGUACAUAGACGAAGCAGAGAUGCUCCUUCCGCCAAUUAUCAAGCAGAUCCUAGAGAAAGGUAGCGGAGAGAUUGAAGGCAUGUCACUUCUUUCCUUGAAAAGUAAUUCUCUUUUAUCGUAUGUCAAUAACUUGGCUAUCGUCAUCCUAGCUCACUUGUCAAGAUUGCAACAAGAAGGCACAGAAGAGCUGAAAAACAGUGCCGUGAAGAACAUCAUUGAACAAAGAGUCACCUUAGAAAAGGGAGUCAAGCCUUUAGAAAAGAAACUCUCCUAUCAGCUAGAUAAAAUGGUAAGAUCAUUCCACCGGAUGGAAGAGGAGUCUAGCAAGUUGGAACAGAAGGUGAAUGAGCAGCAAGAAGCCAGAGCUAACGGUGAGGAAGACGGUUCUUCUGGAUCUGACUCUUCUGAUUCCGAUUCCGACUCUGAUGAUGAAGAUGCGCUCUCAUACCGCCCAGAUGCUGCUGCUUUGGCUAAGAUGGCUCCACCAACGAAGAAGAAGCUGACUCAAUCGGCAGCAGACUCUGAAUCUAAGGAGAAAUAUAAGCCUCCUAAGAUUUCCGCUGUGGCUCCACCUUCUGCCAACUUCAGCGAAAAGGCCGGACCUAAGAACCAGACAAGAAAAUUGCAGAGUAUGGAAGAGUAUUUGGCAGAGGCCUCCGAUUUGCCACAGGCUGAGAGCUCAAUUGGCUCAACCAUUGUGGACAAGGGAAGAGGUGGUGUAAAGACCAACAGAGAAAAACAAAAGGAACAAGAGAUCCAACGUUACGAAGAGAGCAAUUUCACCAGAUUGCCCAGCACUGCAACCAAAAAAUCUUUCAAGCAGAAGAUGGCCGAAAGAGUCAAUAAUUUUGCAGGUGAAGAUUGGUCUAUGUUUAACUCUAACAGAGAUAUGAGAGACGGAACUAGCCGGAAAAGAAAGGCUGCGUCUGCUUGGGAUAGAGCUAAGAGAAAACAGAAUUGA
Australozyma saopauloensis is the source of this 1050-nucleotide messenger RNA. RefSeq lists its product as uncharacterized. Gene Ontology annotation, biological process: maturation of SSU-rRNA from tricistronic rRNA transcript (SSU-rRNA, 5.8S rRNA, LSU-rRNA). Bases 1 to 1050 code for a protein of 349 amino acids. The transcript has a single exon. Gene Ontology annotation, cellular component: small-subunit processome; nucleolus. The record is from RefSeq and is a predicted model, not a curated record. Lineage: Eukaryota; Fungi; Ascomycota; Pichiomycetes; Serinales; Metschnikowiaceae.